Micromonas pusilla CCMP1545 is the source of this 1529-nucleotide messenger RNA. RefSeq lists its product as uncharacterized. The record is from RefSeq and is a predicted model, not a curated record. Gene Ontology annotation, biological process: nucleobase-containing compound metabolic process; translation. NCBI's taxonomy places the organism in Eukaryota, Viridiplantae, Chlorophyta, Mamiellophyceae, Mamiellales, Mamiellaceae. Gene Ontology annotation, molecular function: mRNA binding; structural constituent of ribosome.
AUGCGCCCGGCGUCCGUCGUCGUCGGCGUGGACCCCGCGUUUAGGACCGGGUGUAAGCUCGCGGCCGUGGACGCGACCGGCGCGGUCGUCGCGACCGGCGUCGUGUAUCUCCCGGGGUUCGAACCCCGGGGGGCGCGAACCCCGGGAACCCCGGCGCCGGCGGCGUUGAGAGCCUUCGUCGAGGCGCAUGGCGCCACAGCGAUCGCCAUCGGCGACGGGCAGGGCACGCGCGAGGCGGAGAAACUCGUCGCGGACGCCAAUCUCGGCGACGCCGUCGGGUGGAGAGUCGUCAGCGAAGCCGGCGCGAGCGUCUACAGCGCGUCGCCGCUCGCCGUCGAGGAGCUGCCGUCGCUCGACGUUUCGUCGCGCGGCGCGGUGUCCAUCGCUCGGCGGCUUCAGGACCCGCUCUCGGAGCUCGUGAAGAUCGACCCGCAGUCCUUGGGCGUGGGUCUGUACCAGCACGACGUGAAGGAGGCUGAGCUCGCGGGCGAGCUCAGCGCGGUGGUGGAGUCGGCGGUGGCGGAGGCGGGGGUCAACGUGAACACGGCGUCCGCGUCGCUCCUCGCGCGCGUUCCGGGGCUGUCCAAGUCCAUCGCUGGGAAGAUCGCGAGUCACCGCGACGCGAACGGCGCGUUCGCGGACCGCGCCGGGUUGUUGCGCGUGAGAGGGUUGGGCGCGAAGACGUUCACGCAGUGCGCCGGGUUCUUGAGGGUUGACGGCGCGGCGGACGCGUUGGAGAUGACCUCGGUGCAUCCGGAGAGUUACGACCUCGCGCGCGCGGCGCUUCGAGAAAUUCUGAGCGACGGGUUCGUCGAAGACGCCUUCGGCUGCGGGGAGGAUGACGUGGACGUGGUCGAAAUCGACGACAGCGACAGCGACGGCGACGGCGACGUCGUGUACGUGGGAACGACGACGACGACGACGACGACGACGACGACGACGACGACGAAGACGACGACGACGACGACGAGCGGCGGUACAAAACGGAAACGCGCCUCGAGCGGCGGCGCGACGGCGUCGUCGUCGUCGUCGACGACGACGACGACGACGGAGACGCUGGCGCGCGCGCGCCCCAUCCUCGCGCGGCUCCUGACCCCCGCGCGCUCGCCGCGCGUCGACGCGCUCGCGACGUCCCUCGACGCGCACCCGCUCGCGCUGCGUGGCGUCCUCGCGUCGCUCGCGGCGAAGCCCGGCGCGGACGAUCGACGCGGCGCGGACCGCGCGUCGCUGCUGCGAACGCACGCGGCGACGGCGAAGGACUUGGGCGUCGGCGACGUGCUGGACGGGGUGGUUCGUAACGUCGUCCCGUUCGGCGCGUUCGUGGACGUCGGCGUCGGCGACUCCGGGCUCGUGCACCGGUCGACGCUGGGAGCGGGAUCGGCGGGCGCGGGCGGGGGCGGGGGCGGGAGGGGACGUCCGGAGCCGCACGACGUGUUCCGAGCGGGGCAGUCCGUGCGGGUGAAGGUCACGGGUUUGGACCUCGCGCGCGGGCGGAUAUCGUUAGCUUUAGCGGAGUAGAUCGAUUAGGU